AUGAAGUUACUCACUGCAGCACUGUUUUUCUUCCUUCUGAUCCCACUGCAGCGUUCCUGUGCUGUGAGUCCCACAGGCUGCGAUGCUGCAGAGCCCGUGGCUGGGAAAGCUCUAGACCUGAUCAAUAAAUGACGGUGGGAUGGCUACCUUUUCCAGUUGCUGUGGGUCGCUGAUGUCCACUUGGACAAAAUGCUGUGGAGCUCCACAGCUGUCUAUUACUUAGUCUUGGAUGUGAAAGAAUCUGACUGUUCAGUCCUAUCCAGGAAACACUGGGAUGACUGUGAGCCAGCUGUUUCUAUUCAUCCAUCUGAAAUCGUGAUCAGACCAUGUAAGAUAAUAGCUAUAACAUGUUUGGAUGGGUCUCAGAAUCCUCGAGUGAAUGACUUUAACUGCACCACAAGUUCUGGAGGGGAAAGAACCAAUUACUACCUGGACUUCUCUGUGAGGAACUGCUCCAGUCACCACUUUCCCAGGCACUCUCAUAACUUCGGAUUCUGCAGAGUAGGUUUGUCCUAUGAUGUAGAAGACGCUGACUUGGAAACCCCAAAAGACAUUGUCAUAAACUGUGAAGUUUUCAAUCUUAAGGAACAUACAAACGUCAGUGGUGUGAAGCAUCAUUUGGGCCAUCCCCUCCACUCUGGUGAGCGUUCUCCUGCUGGCAGGCCUCCAUUUAAGCUCAAUGGAUCUAGAGAUCACCAUAAUCCUCACGAGUCACACAACUUUAGAUGCCCACCUCCUCUAGAAGACAAAAAUUACUCAGACAGUCCACCGUUUUGAGCAGGAGUUCCUCUACCAUUGUCUCCUCCAGGGUCAAGAUGCCAUCACCCUCAUUUUGACACCAGUGGGACCCAUGGGCCCCCUCAUAAUCAUAGUUCUGGUGAGUGCUAUCCCCACACACAUCGUCCUCACAGACACCAUCCCCAUGGACACCAUCCCCAUGGCCAUGAUUUCUAUGGCCAUGGACCCUGUGACCCACCACCCCAUAGCCAAGGUCCCCAAGACCACCAUCGCUGAGGCCAUGGCCCACCACCUAGGCACUCAAAAGAAAGAGGUCCAGGUAAAGCCUUCCAUUGGAGACAAAUUGAAUAUGUUCACUGACUCCCUCCACUAAAGAAAGGUGAAGUUCUCGCUCUUCCCGAAGCCAAUUUCCCCAGCUUCUCAUUGCCAAACCACAAUAAUCCCCUACAGCCAGAGAUUCAGGCCUUCCCCCAAUCAGCCUCUGAAUCAUGUCCAGGAGAAUUCAAGAAUGAGUUUCUACAAAUCUCAAAAUUUUUUUGCAAGACUCCUUUCUCACACUUGAAUCCUCUUUCUUUCUCCUUCUUCCCAAAUCAAGUCUCCAGCAUAGACACAGGUGCCAAGACUUUAGAUUCUCUCUACCUGAGAGAGUUUCAGGUGUGUGGUGUUGGCAGAAGGUAG
Lipotes vexillifer (Yangtze River dolphin) is the source of this 1416-nucleotide messenger RNA. RefSeq names its product histidine rich glycoprotein (gene HRG). Gene Ontology annotation, biological process: negative regulation of endopeptidase activity; regulation of platelet activation; negative regulation of fibrinolysis. NCBI's taxonomy places the organism in Eukaryota, Metazoa, Chordata, Mammalia, Artiodactyla, Lipotidae. Gene Ontology annotation, cellular component: blood microparticle; extracellular region. Gene Ontology annotation, molecular function: heparin binding; serine-type endopeptidase inhibitor activity; cysteine-type endopeptidase inhibitor activity. The record is from RefSeq and is a predicted model, not a curated record.